This is a messenger RNA of Rasamsonia emersonii CBS 393.64, 2298 nucleotides long. RefSeq lists its product as uncharacterized. The record is from RefSeq and is a predicted model, not a curated record. Lineage: Eukaryota; Fungi; Ascomycota; Eurotiomycetes; Eurotiales; Trichocomaceae. Gene Ontology annotation, molecular function: RNA binding; protein binding. The transcript is spliced from 5 exons. Gene Ontology annotation, biological process: nuclear-transcribed mRNA catabolic process; mRNA splicing, via spliceosome. Bases 1 to 2298 code for a protein of 765 amino acids.
AUGUUGCCUCUGGGCCUUUUGACAGCCGCGCAAGGCCAUCCGAUGCUUGUGGAAUUGAAGAAUGGGGAAACGUUGAACGGACACCUUGUCAACUGCGACAACUGGAUGAACCUGACGCUGAAGGAGGUGGUGCAAACAAGUCCCGAAGGCGACCGUUUCUUCAGACUACCCGAGGUCUACGUGAGGGGCAAUAAUGUGCGUGACAACCGCUCCGCUGCAAGAAAUAAGUGCCUUCGAAUCGGGGCCGUGGUGGUCCAUCGCAGCGAGGCGACGGCGGCAAGGGAGACCGAAACCGUGGUGGAGGACGAGGAGGACGGACCCGUGGUCGUGGCAGAGGUUGAGCCUGCAAGGCCAAUAAAGAGUAUAGAAAAGAACGAAAUAAGAUACCCCUGCGACAAAAGCUCUGAAUGGAUGUGCGAUGAUACCUUUGGGCAGAUUAGACAAGCAUGGUAUUGGCGUAUUGUGGCUGCGUACCAGGAGAAGGGCGGUACUUUCUGGGACUCUCGUCUAGAGAUGCGACGAGGGAACCUCCGCGUCGAUGGUUUGUGGUACUGUCUCUGUCCGUCAUUCUGCCAUUCAUCGCUAAGACAGCCAUUUCCCUCGUUCGUGUCAAGACGAGCAUCUCCGACAAGAUGUCGUGUCUCCAAUCUUGCCCCGGAUGCGGCGCCCGGGAUACGACGCUACAGCAGUGCUGGGGGAAGUGAUACAGCUCAGACAGAAAGGGCCAGUGAGGAAUUAUCCAAAAACCACGCCAGAGAGUCGGUCUCUAGCGCACAAUCACCAACGUCGGCCGAAGAAGUCCAGCAGCAACAAGACGAUCAGCCGAAGAUUCGGAUCACACGCUACUUUGCUCGAGAUCCAGCGCUAGUGAGAGUCCCCCAGAGCAUAAGCCAGAAAUCAACAGAAGAUUUGGAGAAUUAUCUCAACCAAGUGACUUCCGAAAAGUCGCCAAAAAUGUUGACCGUGACUGCCGUCCUGCGCGCCCUGAUAGCGGAGCGACACAUUGAGCCAAAGGUGCGGCAUUACAGAGCCCUGAUACUAGCCAACACAGACCCGAGAUAUGGAUCGCCCGAAAAUGUCCGUUGGUUGCUCCAAGAAAUGGAGGAAAAUGGAAUAGCAGCAGACUCGUCGACCCUCCAUGCUGCAUUGCAGGCACUCGCCGUUCACCCCGAUUACCUCUUGCGCCAGGAAGUCCUCCGUACACUCCGGGAUCGAUGGCUAUCUCUCAGUCCAACUGGCUGGCAUCACCUUGUUGCUGGGCUUAUUCGAGAGCAACAGUUCGAAUUGGCCCUGGAUCACCUUGAUCACAUGGCGCGAAUGGAGAUCCCUGUUCAAAGCUGGUUACAUGCCCUCCUGGUUUACAAGAUGUGCGAACUCGAAGAUUUUGACCAGGUCUACGACCUGAUGAGUUCGCGGGCCAGUCAACAGCAGGAUAUUUCAAUGGACUUGUGGCUGUAUGUUCUGGACGAGGCAAGUGAGGCUCUUCAUCAUAAGACGACGAGAUAUGUAUGGAAACAAGUGGUGGAAUUGGGAUACUUGAACCCGUCGUAUGGGGUGUGCGGCAACGUCCUGACGGUUGCGUCCCGUACUGGCGAUACCGACCUGGCUGCGUCGGUGAUUCGCUUCCUCGUCAAGACCGAAGUCCCACUGACCCUAGAGGACUAUGAGAAGCUUGCCGAAACCCAUGUCAUGGCUGGCGAUCUCCAGGCGGCUUUUGAUACUCUGUGCUUAAUGCACAAUGCCGGUAUCCAACUGGAAGAAAGCUCAACUCGUUCCAUUCUUACAUACAUGGUGCAGAAGAAACUGAAACCACAACUUGCAUGGGAAACGCUAAAACGACUGAAAGCGCAGGGAAGAAAUGUUCCUGUUGGUUGUGCCAAUGUUGUCAUUGAGUAUUGUGAGCAUGAGCUUGCUCGCGACCAGGGGGCUGUAGACAAGGCCAUCAAAUUCUACAAGGAACUAUAUGAUCUCUGUUCCAGUCCUGCGGAUGUCACGACCUACAAUUGUCUUAUUUCCUUAAGUCGACGUGCCAAGCGCUCUGAUGCCUGCAUGUUUGUCGUCAAAGAAAUGGCUGCGCUUGGGGUUACACCAGACAUAACUACGUUUGAACUUCUCAUCCUCAUGUGUCUGGAGCUGGAAAACUUCCGCUCUGCCUACAUGUACUUCCAAGACCUCCUAGACAGAGGCUGGACGCUGAGUGACAGCACAUGUGCUAAGAUCCGUGAGCUCUGUCAGGGAUCUGAAGACGAAUUUGCUGUUCGAUUGGUGUCGCACCCAAUGCUCAGCAUUCUUGGAUAA